CUAUUGACAUGCUAAUGAAAAAUCUGUGAAAAAGAAUCUAAAAGAAAGAGUGAUUGGACAAAUUUCUGACCCCACUGAAUUCAGCUGAAGCCAUAGUAUUCAUGAGGGCAGAACAAAAGUUUACUGAAUGUAUAUGGCAGUAUUAUUUUUUCCAUAGUAUAAAGCAUUCUAAAAUGCUUUGAUUUUGUGGUUGAAAUAAAAGAUGCAAGGUGUUUGUUUUUUUUUUUUUUCCAUUUUGAACUGUUUAUAAAGGAAUUAAAAUAGGUAAAUAAAAAUGAAGAUGUUUCACUCUAAGCUACAGAAAAGAUUCCUUGGAACCAGGAGGAAAUUUAACCUAGAUUCAAUGUUUAACUCUACUGCACAUCUUAGGACAAUUCUCAAGUCCUGUAGCAGCUUCUGAUAACAUUUUUAAUGAAAAAAAUAAUUUGACUAAGAAAAUGUCCUCAAUGUAUUUGCUCACCUUAUACUGAAUUUAAUUUGUUAUACUGUCUCGUAUUCUCAGUUUUGAGCAUGCCAUGGAUUGUCAUCAUUGGUUGCUGAACAAAACAAUCACUUUUAAGUUAAUUCACAUUUCUGAGAAUUAUUUUCAGCUAUAUCUCAUAGAAUUUGAACCUGUAUUUUAACUCUUUUGUGAACAUUCUAGAUGACACCAAACAAAGUUUCAUCACCAUUAUUUAAAUGUUGAUGAUGCCAUUAUCUACAUGGUGAUGAGUCAAAUCUAUGUGAUCCUCUACUAACCAUGAACUUGUGUUUAGCAGUUUGUCAGCUGUAUUCAGAUGCAGGGAAUUGGUUUCAUGAAGACCAGAUCUCAUAAGAGUCCUUCCAAGAGAGAUGUUGCUGUGCCAACUGAAGUCAAUUCCAAGGGUGAGGCUACAGAGAACUGCGCUGGGACCAGCUUGCAAUUGUCCACUGGGACAUCAUUCAUGGUGCUGAGCCAUAGAAGAAGGAGCAGGAAGGUACCGCUGCGUCCUGUGGUGUGUGCAGGCAUCUCAAAUGGCAGAUGCUCAGUGCCAGGACAUUUGUAUCAUCAGCUGCGCUCCUGUGACUUUGCCAAGGAAAAACGCAGACACUGGGCUAUUUUAGCUGAAGAGAGAAGCAUCAGAGUUAGCAAACACGUGAGGGCCUCAAUGCAGCAAUCCAUGCUGCUGAAAGAGGAGCAGGCAGAGGUUCCCUGGGGAGUUAGGGACUACAUCCACUCCUCUCUGAUCUUCACAGCGCCUUGUAAUCGAAGUGAGAAGUGGAAAAGCCGUGGCGUGCUUCAGUCUCACGUUAAAAUAGUUAUACUGCUGGCUGACCAGUGGUGCACCUGCAAGUCCCCAGCAUCCCCUCGUCCUCCUGUGUGCUUGGGGGCUCUCGUCCUGGAGAGCCAGGUCCGCGUGGGGCUCUUCGGCUCCGGCGUGGGCUUGUCGCUGGUGCUGGGCUUCGGCGUCGCCUACGCCUGCUACUACCUCAGCAGCAUCGCCAAGAAACCCCAGCUGGUGGCCAGCAACAAACGUUUCUGCCGCUUUCUCAAGGAAUAUUGCCCUGUUGUGACAGAAACUUACUAUCCCACGAUUUGGUGCUGGGAAGGUCGGGUGCAGACACUCCUGCGGCCCUUUAUCACUUCUAGACCCCAAGUACAGUACAGAAAUGAGCUCAUUAGAACAGCAGAUGGAGGACAGAUUUCGUUGGAUUGGUUUGAUAAUAAUGACAGCUUAUAUUAUCCGGAUGCCAGCACAAGACCUACUGUCCUGUUAUUGCCUGGUCUGACAGGAACGAGCAAGGAAUCCUACAUUCUUCAUAUGAUCCAUCAGAGUGAAACACUGGGAUAUAGAUGCGUGGUUUUUAACAAUCGUGGAAUUGCUGGUGAGGAUCUUUUGACACCAAGGACUUACUGUGCAGCUAACACAGAGGAUUUAGAGGCAGUUAUUCAUCACAUACACAGCUUGCACCCCUCAGCUCCGUUCAUGGCAGCCGGUGUUUCUAUGGGAGGCAUGCUUCUUUUAAAUUACCUGGGCAAAACUGGCAGAGACACUCCUUUAAUGGCAGCUGCAAUUUUCUCUGCGGGUUGGAAUGUUUUUGAGUCUGUAGAGUCUCUGGAGAAGCCACUAAACUGGCUUCUUUUCAACUAUUACUUGACUACUUGUCUACAAUCCUCCAUCAGCAGGCAUCGACAAAUGUUGGAAAAAUUAUUUGACAUGGAUCUCGUGAUGAAGGCUAGAACUGUUAGAGAAUUUGAUAAACAGUUCACUUCAGUCAUGUUUGGCUACCGUACAAUUGAUGAUUACUAUGAAGACGCUAGCCCAUGUCGCAAGCUGAAGUCAGUAGGAAUUCCAGUGUUAUGUCUGAACUCUGUGGAUGAUGUUUUCUCACCGGGUCAUGCUAUACCAGUAGAAACUGCCAAACAAAACGCAAACGUUGCUUUGGUUCUGACUUCUUGCGGAGGCCACAUUGGUUUUCUGGAAGGAAUAUGGCCAAGGAAGUGCACUUACAUGGACAGAGUCUUCAAGCAGUUCGUGCAAGCUGUGUUUGAGCAUGGAAACAAAAUCUUUAGCAUGUAGCUUUGGACCACUACUGUAGCACAGUGGCACAUUCUGACAAGGGCAGUUAAGCUUAAUGCACAAAUUUUAACUACUGUAAGCCAGCAAAUGGAUGAAGUCCAUUAGUACAUGCAAAAAUAUUUUUUGCCUAAGAUUUUGUAGCAAGAAACUAAAUAUUACGUUGUCACUUUUGUAUUUAUUUUUAAUAUGCCUUACUAAGAAUGACCUUAAAUGAAACAGCAUUCUGCAUACAUCAAAUUGCACUUAACCAAAACCAUCGAGUAAAUAGAUUGUAAUUCCUCAGGAUUUUAAUUUAAACUACUAUAUAUUUAGGAGACUUAAUGUAGAUGGCUUUUAAUAUCAGAAUGGCAACACUCAAAAUAGCAUUUAUUAUCCUGUCACACAUAGUUAAAGUUGAUAUAUUCCUUAGGUGAAAAUCUUAAAAUAUGGAAACAAAAGGAAGGAACACGAAGAAGCACUGGUUCUUCAAAUAGGUCUAAAUUGCAGCAUACUAUUCCGUAGCAUUAGACUGAUCUGCUUUUGCUGUUUUACCCUGAGAGUGUCCAGAUUUAGGGCCAGUUACUGUUUUUUAAACGAUGUCAAUGCCAUAUUCAUUUUACAUGAUUUUUUAAACAGUUUAUUUAUAGUGUUUACAUAUAACCAAAAGAUUCCUUUAAAACAGUACUGUAAUAACUUAUGUAAUUGAAAGACAUUUUGCAUUUCAAUGUUUGUGUAUAGCCGGGUGUUACCAUAUAUGUAAUACAUACUUCAUAUAACUGGUAAUUUCAAUUAUUCUGUCUGUUUAUAUUACCCUGUGAGAACAUUUCAGUUUUAAAGAAUAAACAUUAGAGCAUUAGGAAACUAUCAUAAAGUUUGUUUUAAAUUAAAAAAAAAAAUCUGAACCCAUUGCCUCUGCUAUUGUUUCAGAUAAUUUCUAAAACGGGUGUAGCAAACUGUUUAAAGAAAGGUGGGAGCUGGGGGGUGGUCUCUCUGGUUUGCUGUUUGAUCCUUUGUCAGCACUUCAGCAAGAGGCUGUGACAUCAGCGUUCUCCUCAGCCCUGCAGCAGAGUGAGAGCUAAAGCGGGUCCCUGAGGAAAAAGGACAGUUAGACGCAUUUUGAAACUGCUGGGAAGUCCUAAUUAGGGCACGUUGAAAUUAAAUCUUUUAACCAGCUUCUGUGGAGAUCCCCUCUCAUUCUACUGUCUGAUUUGGGCCUAGCCACACAAGAUCAGGCAGUAAAAGUGCAAAGGCGUCUUCAUUUUUAUGUUUUGAGCAGGGUCAGAACCACAAGAAAACAUGGAUAAAAAAGCAAGUCAGGUCUUCUGUCACAAGCAGUAUGUGAACAGUCCUCUUGCGAGGCAUGUUUCCUAGUAACAGCAAAGGCAAAGGAAGAACAAAAAUACUUUUUGUCGUUAGAAGAAGAAGAAAUCAGGACGUGCUAUAGGAAAGCUAGUUUUGUAAGGUGGAAGGUUAAAUUAAAAAUCAGAAAGUGCUUUUAGGUUUUGACUUCUUAGGGCAAGGCAUUGGUCCUUGUGCAAAUAAUAAAAUCUAACUUCUUCCCUGAUAAGGAAAACGAGAAAAUUGACUUGUAAAAGUGAAACAAAAUUUUGUGCAUGUUGCUACAACAGAUGAAGUCAGCAUAUUAGUAGGGUGCCUUAUUCAUCCUUACAUUCAUUUCCAUUACAAAAGUUAUGUUCCUACAAAAACAGCGAGCAAUAAACUGUGUAUUGUGUAUUAUAUUUGUAAAAUCGUUCAGGUGCAGUAUGUUCAAAACUCAACAUCAACUAUUAAUAAAAAAUAAAACCACUUAUAUUAAAAACACACCUUACCAUUUAAAUAAAAGUAACGUGGCAGAAUUUG
Molecule: messenger RNA, 4379 nt
Organism: Cygnus olor (mute swan)
Lineage: Eukaryota; Metazoa; Chordata; Aves; Anseriformes; Anatidae
Gene: ABHD3
Product: abhydrolase domain containing 3, phospholipase
Exons: 12
Coding region: 777-2540 (587 amino acids)
Biological process (GO): medium-chain fatty acid biosynthetic process; medium-chain fatty acid catabolic process; phosphatidylcholine metabolic process
Molecular function (GO): monoacylglycerol lipase activity; glycerophospholipid phospholipase A1 activity; A2-type glycerophospholipase activity
Source: RefSeq, a predicted model, not a curated record